AUGGCAGAUAAACAACAAAAACGAAAAGAAUAUAUGAAAACAUAUCGUGAAAGAAAUUGUAAAAAAAUUAGAGCUCAAAACAGAUCACAUUAUGCAGAAAAUCGUGAAGCAAUUUUGAAACAAAGUGAGGAAAACUAUACAGAAAAUCGGGAUGAAAUAUUAGAUAAAAGAUGCAGAAAUUAUGCUGAAAAUCGACAAGUUAUUAAAGAUCGAGUCAAUAACCGAUGUCAAAGUACUGUAGAAAGACAUUUUAAAUCGGCUAUUUUUGGGUCUCCAAAUUUUGCUUAUCCUAAGACCCAUAGUCUUGGCUCUUUGAAUAUUGAAUGCCAGUACUGUGAAGCGGUUCAUUUUAAAGAUGAAUUGAAAACCAUGUGCUGUCACAAUGGCAAACUAUCUCAUCUUUCUGCUCAGAAUGGACCUGAAAAUUUUCCUAUCGCGCUAAAAGACCUCUUCUUAGGAACUGAUGCAAAAUGCAAUAACUUUCGAGAAUUUAUUCGACAAUAUAAUAAUGCGAACGCUUUCGCAUCGAUGGGUGCUAAGGUUGAAGACAUUCCAGGAAACGGUCCAUAUUGUUUUAAAAUAUCCGGUGAAGUAUACCACCGUACCUCAGAAAAUAUCCAAAUCGAUACUACUUUACAGCCAAAUUCUAUUCAAAAAAUUAUUCAUGAGCCAUCUUAUGCUGAACUAUAUGUUUAUGAUACGGACACUUCUAUUGAGAUUCGAAUGAGAAAUCCUGCAAAUGCUCAAUGUCUUCGUAAUAAUAUGAUUACCAUAAACACAGUUUUAAGCGCAGUGUCUCCUUAUGCCAGUUCCUAUCGGAAACUUCGAGAAAUUUAUGAACAAGAGGUAUCUAAAGCGAACAUUGUCGGUUCUUCUAUGAAAAAGAUAUCUUUGGUCUUUACUCGCAACCUACAUGAUGACCAAAGGGUCUAUAAUGCACCUCGAACUUCAGAUGAUGUUGCUAUUGUAUAUGUAUCUGAUCGUGAUGGUAAUAUUCCGGCUGAACUUGAUUUUGCAGUUCAGCCGAGUAAUUCAAAUACUCUGAAAAGGAUUAAUAUGCUCUCUAAGCAUCUCGAUCCUAUGAUUUUUCCACUUUUUUUCCCAAAUGGUGAUUUUGGGUGGACCACAAAUUUGUCGCAUAAUAUGAAUCAUGCUACUAAGAUACGAAAUAAAGUAACGAUACUUGAGUUUUAUUCAAACAAAAUUGCUAUUCGACGCAAUCAUUUUAAUCCUUUGUUUUACGGAGGAAAAUUAUUUCAACAGUAUUUAGUUUAUGCAUAUGCCCGUUAUGAAGCAAAUCGAAUGACGUAUAUCAGAAAUAAUCAAAAGACUUUACGUGUAGAAUCAUAUAAAGGUUUAUUAGAUCAUGUUAAUAGCGUCGGUCGAGACAAUAAUGCCCGUGUUGGUAAUAUUUUUAUCCUGCCUUCAACAUUUGUCGGUGGUCCCCGCUUUAUGUCCAAAUUAUAUCAGGACAAUAUGGCAAUGGUUCGGAAAUUUGGUCGUCCUGAUUUAUUUAUUACUUUUACAUGUAAUCCUAAAUGGGAAGAAAUAAAAUCCGAACUUAAAGCUUUUCAAAAUUCAUCUGAUAGACCAGAUUUAGUAACUCGGGUAUUUCGUUUAAAAUUAAAAGAAUUUUUAGAUGACAUAGUUAAAAGAAAAAUUUUUGGAGAAAUUUUGGCAUAUGUAUACGUUAUAGAGCAUCAAAAACGGGGUCUUCCCCAUGCUCAUUGUCUAUUUACACUCUCGAAUGAAGAUAAAAUUAAAAGAGCAGACGAUGUUGAUAAUAUUAUCUCUGCUGAGUUACCGGAUCGAAAUGUACAAGACGAGCUGUAUAACAUAAUUAUAACGCAAAACAUUCAUGGACCAUGUGGCCGAUUAAAUCCUAAAUCAAUUUGUAUGGUUGAAGGAUCUUGCUCCAAAAAUUUUCCUAAAGCCUUCUGCAAUGAAACUGAUGUAUCUACAGAUGGUUAUCCAAUAUAUAGACGCCGAAAUAAUUCUAACGAAACUCAUUUUACACGUAAUAAUAUUCAAGUAGAUAAUCGUUUUGUUGUACCAUACAAUUCAUUUUUAAGUCUUAAAUAUAAUGCUCAUAUUAAUGUUGAACUAUGUUCAACUGUUAAAGCUAUCAAAUACAUUAACAAAUAUAUUACAAAGGGUUACGACUGUGCUCGAAUCGGCGUCCAAGUCAAUGCAAACGAUAACGUAGAAAAAGUUGUUGAUUAUGACGAAAUAAAACAAUAUUUAAAUUGUCGUUAUAUUAGUUCUCAAGAAGCAGCUUGGCAUCUUCAAGAUUUUCCUAUUCACGGUCAAUCUCAUAAUGUCGUCAUGUUGUCUAUUCAUUUGAAAGAUGGCCAAUCCAUCUUUUUCGAAGAGAAUCAAGCUGAAAACGCUUUGCGACGAGAGUCGAUCGCAUGCACGACUUUAACUGCUUAUUUCGAUUUAAAUGUUUCAGAUUCGAGUGCGCAUCAAUAUCUAUAUCAAGAUAUUCCUAAUCAUUACGUAUUUAAAAAUAAAAAAUGGGUAAAACGUUCAGAGGUUUCCCAUCACGGAGAGAAAACAAUCGGCAGAAUUAUUUCUGUAUCUCCUAGAGAUGUAGAAUUGUAUCAUCUUCGCUUGAUUUUGCUCUCGGUGAAAGGUCCGGACGCUACGUCUUUUGAAGAUCUUAAAAAGUUCAAUGGACAAACUUAUUCAACAUAUAAAGAUGUAGCAAGAGUUAGAGGUUUGAUUAAUGAUUCAAAUGAGUGGCAUAAUUGUAUGUACGAAGCAUCAAGUUAUAUGAUGCCUAAAUGUUUACGAUCAUUAUUAGUUACAAUUAUUUGUCAUUGCAACCCUGCAAAUCCUUUGCAACUUUUCGAAGAUUUCAAAGAAGAUAUGACUGAAGAUUUUAUUCAACAAGGAAAUAGUGUAGAAAAAUCUCUAAAAUUAUGCAUUAAUGACAUACGAAUGCAAAUUCAACAAAAUGGUUUCGAUUUUAAUCAAUUUUUACCAUUUCCUAAUUUCGAAGAUAUUUCAGAUCGCGAAGAUAAUUUAGUUAACUGUACUGUUGAUGGCAAUAACUUAUUAUGGAAUGAUCUUAAUAGUGAUCAACUUUUAGCUGCGGAUACUAUUUUACAAUCGUUAGUCGAUUUAAACUCGCAGAAAUGUUUUUAUUUAGAUGGUCCCGGUGGAAGCGGGAAAACGUUUUUGUAUCGUGCUCUAAUUCAAAAAGUUGAUCUCAUUGGUAAAAAAACAUUAAUCGUUGCAUGGACAGGAAUUGCUGCUACUUUAUUGCCAGGUGGAGUUACAUGCCAUUCAGCCUUUAGUUUACCCUUAGACCUUUCUACUGUAAAAUCUCCUAGACUUACUCAAAUCAAAAAAGAAUUUUUGAAAUCGGUAGAUUUGCUUAUUUGGGAUGAAGCUCCCAUGGCACCAGGUACAGCUUUAGAAAUAGUUGAUUUAAUAUUUCAAGAUUUGAUGGGUGUUAAAAUGCGUUUCGGUGGAAAGGUUGUUGUGUUGGGAGGUGACUUUCGGCAAGUUCUGCCAGUUAUUAGAAAAGGAUCUCGAUGUGCCAUUAUUGCUUCAACAAUCAAAAAAUCUUCUGUUUGGCCUUUUUUUCAAACAUUCAGAUUAAAACGCAAUAUGCGAGCUAUCACAGACCCUAAUUUUUCUAAAUGGCUUUUAGAUAUUGGUGAUGGAAUGAUACAUUCACCAGAAAUACCUAAAACCCAAUAUUCAGUUGAAGUUCCGAUUUCUUUAAUAUCUAAUGACAUCGUUACAGAUAUUUUUGGUAAUAGUUUUAGCUAUACUGAUGUUGAAAAAUUUUCUAGACGUGCAAUUCUCUGUCCAAGAAACGAAGAUGUUCGAUUAAUUAAUGAACGCGUUUUAAUAAAUUUAAAUAAUGCUGUACAAAUGAGUUUUUACGCGAUUGACUCUAUAAAAAAUGAUGAUGGUGUAGACGAUCAUGAUUUACAAGUCAAUAUUCCGGUAGAAUUUCUAAAUACGUUGAAUCCAUCUGGACUAGCACCGUAUAAAUUAAACUUAAAAGUCGGUUGUAUAGUAAUGCUUUUGAGAAAUCUUUCGGUAAACAAAGGACUAUGCAAUGGAACUAGAAUGAUUGUUAGAGCGUUUCGUCAGAAUGUACUUCAAUUGGAAAUUAUUACUGGUGCAUUUUCUGGAACUGUUCAUUUCAUUCCUAGAAUUUCUUUGGAUACAUCGAAUGAUCCAGCGCUUCCAUUCAAUUUUGUUAGACACCAGUUUCCAGUUCGACUUGCAUAUGCGAUGACAAUAAAUAAGUCUCAAGGGCAAACUUUUGAUAAAGUUGGACUUUAUCUUUCAGAACCAUGCUUUUCUCACGGUCAGUUUUAUACAGGAUGUUCACGAGCAAUGGAAUCUAAUGGUUUAAAAAUUCAAGUAAAAGAUACCACUAGACAAGGCAAAACAGAUAAUGGGCAAACUGUAACAGAUAAUGUUGUUUAUCAGGAAAUUUUUUCGUGA
Molecule: messenger RNA, 4473 nt
Organism: Rotaria sp. Silwood1
Lineage: Eukaryota; Metazoa; Rotifera; Eurotatoria; Philodinida; Philodinidae
Source: the annotation of a GenBank genome assembly